AUGAUGCCGGAGACGAGUGCUGAUGUCAUUCCUGUCGGGCAAGAUGAAGAAGUGGUGUAUUCCGAGGGCCUGCUCACAUCCUAUAGGUCCCCGACAUUUCGCGCAGCGUUUCCCUUCGGCCAUGGUUUGGCUUUCACAAGCUUCGAGUAUUCAGGACCACAUCGUCUCCACAAGGACUGUGGCGUGGCAGUGUGUGUGGCAGUCCUGGUCAAGAACGUGGGGCAGAGGUCCGGUGAGGAGCUUGUCCAGGCCUACGUUCAUUUCCCUGACCCUGUUGGUGGAGAUGAAGCGUGGAUCCAGGCAACUCCUGCGUUUGGGCAGCACUGUCCGAUACAUCAUCCCUCUCUAUAA
Molecule: messenger RNA, 351 nt
Organism: Symbiodinium necroappetens
Lineage: Eukaryota; Dinophyceae; Suessiales; Symbiodiniaceae
Source: the annotation of a GenBank genome assembly